This is a messenger RNA of Acanthoscelides obtectus, 1443 nucleotides long. NCBI's taxonomy places the organism in Eukaryota, Metazoa, Arthropoda, Insecta, Coleoptera, Chrysomelidae. The record is from the annotation of a GenBank genome assembly.
AUGAAAUGCCUUGCUGAGUUACUGUCUGUUUUCGACAACGAAGCGCCACAUCAGUCGACAAUUUCCCAUUGGUAUGGAGAAUUCAAACGUGGACGGGUGAGGACGACUGACGAUACGGGCCUUAGCGACGAUUCCAGGGUGGGUGCACCAAAAACGGCAGUCACCCAGGAAAACGUCGAUGCCGUGCGCAAACUCAUCAUUGAAGAUAGACAUGUGACAUAUCGCGAGAUUGAGGCGCCCUUGAAGAUCUCAAAGACCUCAACUCAAAAAAUUUUACAUGAAGAAUUAGGAGUAAGAAAAUUAGUUUCUCGUUGGAUACCUCACCUGUUGACUGGAGAGCAGAAAGCAGCCAGGGUUAAUUGGUGUCAAAAAACGCUUGACCGUUCCAAUUCCGGAAACUCAAAAAAAUGUGUACAGCAUUCUGUUUGGGUGUUCCAAGGUGAAGAAAAGCCAACAAAAGUCAUCCGUUUUCGAAGUGUUUCGAAAAAGGUAGUCGCGACAUUUGUGUCAAAAGCGGGUCAUAUUGCAACAAUUUCUCUUAAUGAGCAAAGAAGUGUUCCUGCGGAUUGGUAUACCACCAUUUGUUUGCCAAAAGUCAUCACCCAGCUUCGAAAAAUCAACCCCGAAGGAAGAAUCAUCCUCCACCAAGACAAUGUAAGCUCGCACAAAGCCCAAAAACCAAGGCUGUAUUUAACGGAAGAAAACCAAACGUGGAAUGACUGUUUUUUACAUGAUACCCGUGCCGAUCUAAGUCCUAACGAUUUCUUUACUUUCCCGAAAAUUGAAAACAGACUGCGUGGUCAAAGGUUCCAGUCACCAGAAGAAGCAGUUGACGCAUUCAAAAAUGCCGUUUUGGAUCUGCCAGCAAACGAGUGGAAUAGACAACGGUCACUCUGGGAUCAGGAAUGGAACAGUAUUGUCUUUAGUGACGAGUCUCGAUUUUGUUUAGGCAUGCACGAUGGUCGUGCCAGGGUUAGAAGGCGACGUGGUGAAAGGAGGAAUCCACAGUUUUUUGUUGAAAGACAUGUUCAUCACACUGUUGGAGUUAUGGUUUGGGGUGCUACAGCUCCAGGUAACAUGAACGCGCAGCGUUAUAUCCACGAAGUUCUAGAACCCCAUCUUUUACUCUAUCUUGACAUCCUGGCAGGUCCAACUUUCCAACAAGAUAAUGCACGACCACAGGUUGCAAGAGUCACAAUAGACUUCUUUCAACAUAAUGAUGUCACAUUGUUAUCAUGGCCACCAAGAUCUCCCGACUUAUCCCCAAUUGAGCACGUAUUGCUCAAUUUGCAACGACCUCCUCAGACUCUAGAAGCACUUCGAGAGGAGUUGGUGGUUGCCUGGAAUGAGAUACCACAGGAGGACAUUGACCACCUGAUCAGAAGCAAGCCUAGGCGCGAUGGAGAAUGCGUAGCACAUCAGGGUGCAUCCACACAUUAUUAA